Corythoichthys intestinalis (scribbled pipefish) is the source of this 4057-nucleotide messenger RNA. RefSeq names its product zinc-binding protein A33-like. Gene Ontology annotation, cellular component: cytoplasm. Bases 2536 to 3930 code for a protein of 464 amino acids. The transcript is spliced from 2 exons. The record is from RefSeq and is a predicted model, not a curated record. Gene Ontology annotation, biological process: protein ubiquitination. Gene Ontology annotation, molecular function: zinc ion binding; ubiquitin protein ligase activity. Lineage: Eukaryota; Metazoa; Chordata; Actinopteri; Syngnathiformes; Syngnathidae.
UACAUUUCCCAUGAUUCACUGCGUGACCUGCGCACUUGCUGAUUCGCUGCCAGACAUUAAAACCAACACGCUUGUUGUCAAUUGUCACCUGUCAGUGGCUCUCGUGAAACACAAACUAGAAGGCUAUCAAGCGAUCACUGUGAAAGAAACGCCGAACCGUACAAAUGCAACUCAAUGCUUGAAGCAUGAAGGUGGAAAUACAUAAUAAAUGUGCACAAACUCACCGGCGGUGUGUGUCUCUUACGGCAACGUGACCGUGAAUUACCGCGACGCUGACCCUCUUAUAAUCACAUCCACACCCCUUUCCCGAUUCACAGUAGAUUAACCCUUUCGGACAAGAUCGUAGAUGAAGCACAAUUUAAACGCGCUUAACCUAGUGAACGCAACAACAACAACUAUGAUCGGGGAUUGCCACGAGUUAACUUUCGGCUAACGUCGCUAGCUUAUACUGUUCAUUCCACAACAGUUGGCAGCUCUGCUUUUGACAAAGUCAUCCAUCCAAAAAUCACACUUACUUUUUGGCAAAUCCUUGAUCAAAUCAAAUCAAAUCAAAUUUAUUUAUAUAGCCCUUUACAAAACCCGAAAGGUCCCCAAAGUGCUUUACAACAAAGACAAAGAUGGCACAUAGUAAAUAAAAAGGCAGGAAAGUAUUAUACAAUGACAUUAGGAAGAAAAGAAAAAAAAAAAAAAAAAGAAACGAAACAUCGCAUCACGAUUAGUCAGACAGCAAACAAAACAAUAAAACAGAUAAAAUCCGAAAACAUUAAAAACCCUAAGGAAAUAAAACCAGGCUAAACUAAUCUUGGGGAAAGGCGAGUCUAAAAAGGUGUCUUUAAACGAGAUUUAAAAAGGCCCAAAUUUGUAGUGGUGCGGAUCUCCGGGGGAAGACUAUUACAUAACCUGGGUGCAGCAACCGCAAAAGAUCGGUCUCCCCACUGUUUGAGUUUGGACCUUGGGACUUGCAAAUGAAGUUGGCCGGUAGAGCGAAGAGUCCUGCCAGAGUUACGGAUGGUUAAAAUUUCUGAUAAGUAAGAAGGAGCCUGGCCAUUAAUAGAAUUAAAAACAAACAGUAAAAGUUUAAAAUCAAUUCUAAAAUGGACUGGAAGCCAGUGGAGCGAUGAUAGCACGGGGGUAAUAUGUUCACGUCUAGGUGUAUCUGUUAAAAAUCGAGCAGCAGCAUUUUGAACAAGUUGGAGACGAGAAACUGAGGACUUGGGAAGACCAACAUAAAGUGCGUUGCAGUAAUCCAGCCUCGAGCUUAUAAAAGCGUGAAUUGCUUUUUCCAGGUCGUGGCGAGUAAGAAAAGGCUUGAUCAUAAGCAGACCGGUUAAGGAAGCAGGCAUCUUCGAAGUGCUUGCAGCAGAGAACACUACUCGAUGAUGGCGUGAAAUUCAUUCGCUUCCCGCGAACGAAAGAUGUCCAUUUACGUGCCCUGCUAUCCUUUGGUCACUCAUACAACUUUUCGUUUGAGUGAGAACAAAACAUCGCCACACACCGCCGUGGCAUCUUACCGAGAAGCAAUGCAACAAACAAUACUGUUCUAUGGCGGACUUCCCUCGCACUUCUGGGUGUGACGUAGUUUCCGAAGAUUGCCGAAGAAAAGCAUUUUCGUUGUCAAGGGCGUUGCUAUGGGUUAAACAAAGAAUCUGGAAGGGUUGCCUUAAAAAAAUAACGAAAAUAUGCUUAUAAUUGUUUACCCAUUGAUAUUAUUCAAAAACAUGGUUGGCCAACCUUACUUCACAUUUCCGCUUCAAGUGAUUUCGACUUUAUUACGCCGGAGUCUCGACCACCAAUUCGGCCCCAGUGUUUUUUUUUUUUUUUUUUGUCACAUAACGGUGUUAAGUACAAUGGAGCAUUAGGACCAAAUAAAGGAGAAGGGUUAGGGUUAGGGUUUGGUUGCAUUGCUGCCAAUGGCAUCGACUUACUUAGGCGCCAGUUGAAUGUCAAUGGGCUGAUAUAGUACGUUUUUGGUCAAAACUCACAACCACAUAGGUUUAUCUGCCAUUGAAAAUGAAGGGGAAAAUUUGGACCUAUUGUACAUCUUCAUCAAUGGCAUGGACGUGCAUAGCUGUCAAUAGCAUCGACUUACUUGGGCGCAAGUUGGCUGUCAUGGUAAGUGCUCAAAAUCACAUGAACCUGUUUUCCUGCCAUUGAAAAUGAAAGGAAAAUUUGGAUGUACUUGGCUGUCAGUGGCAUCCCAUUAGAAACGAAUGGGCAAGUUUUUUGCAAACUUUGGGAGAACAGUAGGUUUUUGCCAAAUUCUGUAUCCAACCUUUAUAACCUACCGUCCUGGAAUUUUUUAUGUCUAAAUGAAGCGAGCCUCAGCACACACUUCGUCCCUUCAUGACUCGACACGCUUCAUAAGUGGUCAGACCAGUUUCACCAAAUACUUUUCGACUUGUACAGUACUUGAAUUAAUUUACUGCCACUCUAGUCAUUAUAUGUUGAAGUCACCAACAGGACCUUCGGCGAGCGGAGUAGUAGCCUAAACGAACAACUGCAGCUCGACAUUCCAAACUUGUGCACUCGAAAACAAUGGGUGACUGUCUGGAGGACCAUCUUCAAUGUCCCACCUGUCUGGACAUCUACAAACAUCCUGUCAUUCUUCCGUGCAGUCACAGCUUCUGCCGUGCGUGUCUUCAGCAGUGGAAGGACAAAGGAGAACGAUCGUGUCCACUUUGUAGGACAGAGUUUAGUUCGAUGGAUCCACCUUUUAACUUGACACUCAGGAAUAUGUGUGAGAACCUUUCACAAGCCUCAGUCAAGUCAGAGGACAUGUGCAGCUUGCACCAAGAGGAACUCAAACUCUUCUGUUUGGACCACCGGGAGCUCGUGUGCCAUAUCUGCAGAGACUCAGAAAUCCACGUUGGUCACACGUUCCGGCCCCUCAAAGAAAUUGUGAAAGGUCAUCAUGAGGAACUCCAGGAAGGCCUGCAGAAAGCCAAGGAAAGACUCAAAGAUUACAACAACUGUCGAGAGAACUGCAAUGAACAGGUAGAGUACAUCAAAGUCCAGAAGGAGAAGGUCGAACGCAAGAUUAAGAAGGAUUUUGAGGAGCUCCGGUGCUUUCUCGACGUCGAGGAGGAGGCCAGGUUGGCUGCAGUAAGGGAGGAAGAGCAGAAGAAGAGUAAGAUCAUGAAGGAGAACAUUGUGGUUCUGGGCCAACAAAUGACCGUUCUCUCGGAUGUCAUCAGAAGCACUGAGGACCAGCUGGCGUCUGGUAAUAAUUCUUUCAUGAAGAAGUUCAAGACUGCGAUGAGCAGAAUCCAGGAGCUGCCUAAAACACCGCAGCUGCUGCCAAGGGGUCUGCUGGACGAAGCCAAACACGUGGGCAACCUCAAAUUCAAGGUGUGGGAGCGGAUGAAGGAGACGCUCGCCUACAGUCCCGUCAUUCUGGACCCCAACACGGCCUAUCCAAGAAUCAGUCUGUCUGAAGAUCUGACCAGUCUGAGUUGGGUAGACGUACAGCAGGAGCGUCCAAAGAAUCCAGAGAGGCGGAAGUGGGAGAAUGUGCUGGGUUGCACUUUGGACUCGGGAAGACACGUGUGGGACGUUGAAGUGGGAGACAACGAUGUCUGGUACGUGGGGGUCGCGUGGGGGAACCCUUGUUUGCCAGAGAAAAUGACUGGUUGGUUCAUCGGACAUCGCAAUGGGAAAUACAGAGAGGUCAGUGGCAAAUAUGGAGAAUGGAAUCCGUCUGUCAAAGUGCAGAGGAUCCGAGUUGAAGUGGACAUGAAUGAGAGGUCAUUGUCCUUCUCUGAAACUCUGACAUGCACCGAAUUGUGGAAAACUAAGAAGUCUUCCAAUUGGCCAGACUUGUCCGGUAACACCAAAAUGUAUCCUUACUUUUCCACAAAAUGUAAGAUUCCUCUAAAAAUAAUCCCCAUUCCACCUGGUGUUACGACUGCCAUCAGUUUGCAGUCAUGUUGACACAGCUUGAUUUUUUUUGGUGUUGCUUUUAAUGUAAUCUAAAUCAUUCCUUUUCUUUUUCCACAUGAUUUGACUCUCACUUUUUGGCCAGGUCAGGUGAUAAGACCUUAGUGGAGCAAGUUAAGUA